Thunnus maccoyii (southern bluefin tuna) is the source of this 1267-nucleotide messenger RNA. It is a transcript of the gene nphs2, whose product is annotated as NPHS2 stomatin family member, podocin. Gene Ontology annotation, cellular component: plasma membrane. The record is from RefSeq and is a predicted model, not a curated record. The transcript is spliced from 7 exons. Bases 1 to 1104 code for a protein of 367 amino acids. NCBI's taxonomy places the organism in Eukaryota, Metazoa, Chordata, Actinopteri, Scombriformes, Scombridae.
AUGGAGAAAUCCACCAAUGUCCAUCCCAGUCACCGUCCGAGAUCCAGAAUGGCGCCAAGGAAGGACAGAGAGAAGAGUCAACAUCCAAAGGCUUCUAAGGCAGGCCGGCUCCCUGAGUCAUCAUCAGCGAGGAAGGAGAGGGUAAAGAAGGAGAAGCCACAGACAAAUGAGGUGACAGUGGAGCAGGAGACAGAAGUGAAGGCAAUAUCCACUGUGGUGGACAUAGACAGUGUGAGAGAGCAGGUAAAUGAGGAGAACCUGGGGCUCCUGGAAGCAGCGGAGGAGGAGGACGGUCUAAAGCGCAAGAACCUGGGAGCUUUUGAGUGGCUGCUGAUGGUCUUCGUCUUGACUCUGAUUCUCCUCUUCCUCCCUCUCACCAUCUGGUUCUGUGUCAAAGUAGUGAGGGAGCACGAGAGAGCAGUGAUCUUCAGACUGGGUCACUUACUGCGGGGAAGACCCAGAGGACCAGGCCUUCUUUUCUACCUCCCACUCCUUGAUGUGUGCCACAAAGUCGACAUCCGACUGAAAAUGCUGAAGGUUCCUACCCACACGGUGGUGACAAAGGACUUGGUGAGGCCGGAGCUGAGUGUAGUAUGUUAUUACCAGAUAGAAAACGUGGCUCUGUGCAGCACAGCGUUGUCCAGUCUGACCACAAUGCUGCAGACUCUGGUCCAGUCAUUGGUCAGAGACAUUCUCGCCCAACACACUCUCAGCCACAUCCUGCUGCACAGGGGGCAGAUCGGUCAGCAGAUACAGACAGCUGUUGACUCUGUGGCUUGCCGCUGGGGCAUCAGGGUGGAGAGAACAGACAUAGAUGAGCUCAGUUUUCCUGUGGAGUUACAGCAGAGUCUGGCUGCUGAGGCUGAGGCCAAGAGACAACAGCAGGUCAGGGUAAAAGCAGCUGAAGGAGAGAGAGCUGCUUGGGAGGGGUUCAGGUCUUCCCUCCGUCUCCUCCAUCCUGCCCUGGUUCUUCCAUUCCCCCCAGAUCUCCUCAACAUGAACCCUGACUUUUCAUCUCUCCCACCACCUCCUCCUCCCCCUCUUUUGGAAGGAGAGGGACAGAUGGCAGAAAGGGAGAGGGAGACGGACUCACCCAUGAUGUGACAGACUUUAUUGAGAUAAACUGUUGGUGAAUAUUAAUUAUUUCUAAAUGACAUGGAAAGUGAGAUUGACCUAAUAAUUCUUAUUAGUUUCAGAGUUUCAUUAAAGACUGUAAACUUUUGUAAACAAUUUGAGACAUGAGUUCAUAAUAAAUGUUUUGAAUGAA